Messenger RNA from Paramecium pentaurelia, 1115 nucleotides. Lineage: Eukaryota; Ciliophora; Oligohymenophorea; Peniculida; Parameciidae. The record is from the annotation of a GenBank genome assembly.
AUGAGUGAUGAAGAUUCUAAUCAAGUUGUUCUUGCAAUCACAAAAGUGGGGUGCAUGAUUACUUUUUUUAUGUUAAUUCUAAUCGUAGGGAGUCUUCCAAUAAGACUUAAAGCAUUCAAAUCAAACAAGGUACAAGUAAAUCAUGAAAAGCUAAGAAACUUUUAGCAUAUAUGGGAGCAUUUUCUGGAGGUCUAUUUCUAGCAGUGGGAUUAGUUCAUUUAUUACCAGAGGCAGCAGAGAAUUUUGAAUAGUCUUUUGAUGAUGAUGAGGAACAUUUUCCAUUUGCUUAUGCAAUAUCUAUACUUAGUUUUGCAUUAAUUCUUUUUAUUGAAAAAAUAAUAACAGAUCAUCAUCACGAUCAUGGACAUGAUGAUGAUCUCCAUCAUCAUGGGAGCAAUUCUAAAAAUACUUAAGUUUAAGAUUAAAAUAAUCUGUUUGUGAAUGGAAGUGUAGAUGCAGAAGCUUUAUUAGAAAAAAAGAAUACUGAAGAAACAUUUAAGGAUGCUCUCAAUACUUAAGUAUUAAAAUUGUCAAAUUUUUUAGUUAAUUGUAGCAAAGAAAGCAUCAUUUGUAUAAAUGGUUAGAAAAUCAAUUGCAUAAGAUCCAAAAAAUUCAAUAGUUUAUUAAGAUGUAAAUACAUGGGCUCCUUAUAUCUUAUAAAUAGCUGUUGGUAUUCAUGCAGUUUUUGAAGGAUUAUCAAUUGGUAUUUAAGAAGAGGUUUCUUUGUGUAUUGGUAUAGCAUUGGUAGUUUGUUGUCAUAAAUGGGUAAUGAAAUAUUUGAAAUUAUAUUAUAGGCUGAAGGGAUGACGUUGGGUCUUGCAUUUAGAAAAGCAGGUGUAAAUAAGACAACUUCAACAUAUAUGAUUAUAAUAUAGGCUAUAAUGAAUCCGAUUGGAAUAGGGAUUGGAUGGAUUAUGGCAGAUAAAGGGCCAUUAUAUACUGGAAUAUUCGUAUCAAUAUCAGUGGGGACAUUUAUUUACAUUUCAACAAUGGAAACAUUGACUGAAGAAUUUUCAAUAUCAUAAUAUAAAUGGGGAAAGUACUUGAUUUUUUUGGUUGCCAUAGCAUUUGUAUCAAGUUUAUGGUUUAUAGAGUAAGCAGUUGGUGGAGAUUGA